AUGAAGCAGAGUCCAGGCACCACACCAAGUCAAAUGUCUUUGGGAAAUCCAGGAUCUGUGACACCCCAGCCUCAACAGCAGUCCCAGGCUUCUCCUCCGCCUCCUCCACACUCAUCAGAGAUCCCAACUUCCCAGCAUGGACAAGGAGGUCAUCAACAGCAGCAACAACAACAUAAUAAUAACAACAGUGUCCCUAAUGGACAUCAUCAUUCCAUGAUGCCCCCACAGUCCUCAUCCGUCAGUCCUCAACCUGAAAUGAAAUGGUCGGAAAUAAAUAACAUGAACCCAUCGUCGGCGGGCAAUGCUUACAUGUCGGGCAUGCCUCCGAUGUCUGCUAUGGCACCUCACCAUUAUUCUUGGUACUCUCAGCCACACCAGCAGUCUCUUCUAACUUAA
This is a messenger RNA of Mercenaria mercenaria, 396 nucleotides long. RefSeq lists its product as uncharacterized. The record is from RefSeq and is a predicted model, not a curated record. NCBI's taxonomy places the organism in Eukaryota, Metazoa, Mollusca, Bivalvia, Venerida, Veneridae. Bases 1 to 396 code for a protein of 131 amino acids. The transcript has a single exon.